AUGCCAGUAACAUACCAUGGCAUUUGGAGACUUUUGUGUACCAUCAAGCAUGCUCAGACAAACUGUCUCUUGACUGCCUGCCAUCCAGGAGCUAUCCAUUGCAAUCUGAAUCCAAAUGGUAUUGAUCAUCCUGUGCCUGCAGAAGGUAUUAAUCUGCAACUUGAAGGUGAAGGAGUUGAAUCGCCCUCUCUUAAGAACACUAGUACUUCAAAAGGGCCUGAGGCAAAAGAGACACCCAAGAGACAGCAAGUGGAACCAGAAAUAUCUAAGUCUGGGACUGUGAAGCUGACCAAGCCUGUGGCAUUAUGGACUCAACAGGAUGUCUGCAAAUGGCUGAAGAAACAUUGUCCUAAUCAGUAUCAAAUCUACAGUGAGUCAUUCAAACAGCAUGACAUAACUGGCCGUGCUUUGCUGAGACUUACUGACAAAAAGCUUGAACGAAUGGGCAUUGCCCAGGAAAGCCUGCGACAGCACAUUCUGCAGCAAGUCCUUCAGCUGAAGGUGAGAGAAGAAGUCCGAAACCUCCAGCUGCUUACACAAGCCCCAGCAGAGAGCUUUCCAUAAGUAUUUCCAGCCUCUAAAGCUGCUGUCCUGCCACUUGAUAUGAAAGUGAACUUUCCUUCAUGAAAAAAAACAUAAUAAAUAGCACUGCCAGAAGGUGACCAUGGAGGAUUGAAGACAAACUUGAAGUAAAAUCAGCCCACUCAAGAUGGUGCACUCUGGGAAGACCUGGUUUGCUGUGCAGUAAAAAUGUGGUGCAUAAUAUCCAGUGCUAAUUUGUUGAAAAAUGGUCAUUGACAGACCUUUAGCUGGAAAAUUACUUCCAGUUCUCAUCACUGUGCAUAACUUUUGAGUUCCCUUUAGGGGACUGUCUAUGCCCUUCACUAGAAGUCCUGUUUUAGCAUGGCAACUACUGGAUUCUUUUAUUAUGUAUGCAGAUGGCAUGAUGUUUUAGGAAAAACUUACAGCAAUUCUCCAAUCUCAGUGGAUAUGUUCACAAUAUUACACCCUGAUAGGAAUGUAAAUGUCUUGUAUAUGUUAGUUUUGCAGUCUAAUGGUAUUCUGUUAAACAGUAUCAGCACUUCAUAUGUUCUUUCUGCACAGAACUAGCACAGCCCAUAUAUAUAAAAUUGUCUUUUUUUCAAAUACUGUGGAUAUGUUUCAGUAUUUGUGCUGAAACUGCAUCCAAACUGAAGUCCACUACUACCAUACUUUCACUGAUUCACAGUAGACUGUGUAGAUAGAUUUGCACGUGGCAGAGGUGUGACUUCUUUUAUCAAGACUUCUAGAACAGCUGUCACAGAGGUAGCCAAGAACAGGGUAGGUUGAAUGAGCUGAAGGACACUGUGUCUGUUCUCCCUCUUAUCCACCAAAUGACAAAAGGUUCUCGUUUCUACUCUGCCCGUGUGUUUUCUUGCUUUGUGAGGGAGAGGCAAGGGAGAGGACCUUUUUUAGAGAUGUGUGUGACCCUGGGUUUGGUCUGCGAUAAAACCAGAAUAAACUGGAA
Molecule: messenger RNA, 1507 nt
Organism: Chaetura pelagica (chimney swift)
Lineage: Eukaryota; Metazoa; Chordata; Aves; Apodiformes; Apodidae
Gene: SAMD12
Product: sterile alpha motif domain containing 12
Exons: 5
Coding region: 1-564 (187 amino acids)
Biological process (GO): cell surface receptor protein tyrosine kinase signaling pathway
Cellular component (GO): cytoplasmic side of plasma membrane
Molecular function (GO): protein binding
Source: RefSeq, a predicted model, not a curated record